ACAAACAAUUUUUGUGCGAGUAUCAAAGGAAGCACAAAUUCGCGUUGCUACGUUGCAUUUGGGCAGUGAAAAACGGGCAAAGUGCGAAUUAAUCAAAGUGCACUUUGUAACAGUUGACGAAUCAAUAUUUUGUUUUGUUCCCGUAUCGUUGCCGACAAAUGCGCAUUCUUUAGCAUCAACAGCAACAACAAUAGGGCAGUGAAGCAACAAGUGUGUGAACGAAAGCGCAUUAAAUAUUUCGGAGUGUUAACGUGGUAUACAAACAAUAACUAUGGCUCGCUAUUUCAAAGAACAAGACAUUGAUGAAUUUCGUGAAUGUUUUUACCUCUUCGCACGUUCUGGUCACAUUACAACGCUGGAUGAGCUAACGGUAAUUAUGCGAUCUCUGGGACUGUCUCCGACGAUGCAAGAAUUGACCCAGUAUCUGAAGAAGAAGAAUGGUCGCAUGAGCUUCGCCGAUUUUCUGGAAGUCAUGCAUCAACAUUCGCGUGUUGAAAAUCUUCCCGACGAAGUGGUACAGGCUUUCAAAGCGGGUGACAAAGGUGGCCGCGGAACCAUUCCGGCGCGCCAGCUGCGACAUCUAUUGCAAAACUGGGGCGAAGGGCUGUCGUACCGUGAGGUGGACAACAUAUUCCGUGAGGCAAACGUGUCAGGGAAUGGGCAUGUACGUUACACUGAUUUCGUGCGUGUAGCUUGUGCGCCAGUUCCAGACUACUACUGAUCGUACUAUACGUUAGUAAAUACAAAGGAGGUGAGGUCAUGCCCACCUUAUCACGUUCUUGCAAUCAUCGAUAACUCUACUUCUUUCUGACAUAUUGUUUCGAUAUUCUUCUAUUGGCUUGGUUUGGCUUUUUACUAUCUUUUAAUUUACGAGUGUUACGCGUAGAGGUUGAAUAUUUAAAGCAUUUUUUGUAGUAGUACAACCGCUUGAGACAAACAUAAACCAAAAGAAACUACAAACUCGCAUAGUUUUGUCAUCUCCCGUGAAUAUCACAUGAGCAUAUUGCAAAACUUUGCAUUCCAUAUUCCAAAACAUUCAAAUAUCUUUGGCACUCAGUGCUAAGAUAAGCAUUAUGCAAAUCGAGGUCCGAAUAUUCAUUACUUACAGUGGAAAGCAAAAACAAAUUUAACUACUGAACCAGAAUGUUGUCUGGGGGAAAUGGCAUGCAUUAUCCGCAAUAAACAUGUUUUCGCGUAGGUUUAAUUUAGCUUUUUUUAUCAAUGAUCCGUAAAUAAAGCAAAACUAUCAUUUACACAUCUUAUAUAAUGUUUUUGAUUGAUCUUUGAUUGCCAAAAUUAAAUUUUUCAUCACAAAUUAAAUUAAAAUCAAUACGAAUUUCGUAAAAACUUGUUCUUGAACUUGAACGUAAAUGUUCUUGAACUAAACUUGUUUUUGCUUGCCACUGUUGGUGUAAACCAAUGGUUACUCAAUGGUGAGCUGUGUACGAUUUGAGUACGACUUUAAAGAUUUUAUGUGGAGUUGGUUGGAAAAGUUUAUUUUUCAAGUUUUCAAGUUUUGGAUAUUCUUUUUGAUAACAAUUGCCGCACAAAAAAUAAGCCAACAAACUAAGUAUGAAACAAUUCAACAAAUCUUGUUUAAACGAUAGAAGGUAGGAAACACGAUUCAUAGCAAAUUUGCAAUCAUAAUAUAACAUAUAGUGAACUUAUAAUAUAACAUAUAGCCUGCAUUGAUUGGGGAGAUAUAGUAGUUUGUGAAAUUUGACUAGCUACUAAAUUUACGUGUCCGAUCGACCGCACUUAGUAACACUUGAGAAUGGUUUCGCUUAAUCUUUAUAUUAUGUGCAAUACAAUUUAAAGGUCUGAUUCAAACUACCACGUUUAUGGCACUUUCUUCAUUGUUUACAAAAAUAUGCUCAUUGCACGUUUUUCGCAGUUAAGAUUUAGCGUUAGGUUUGGUGUUGAAGUUUAGUUUCUAAAAUAGUCUCAAAUAGUCUGGUCGCAUUUUAAUUAUUUUUAGCCCUAAACAUAUCGCUCAAUGCUAGAUUGGUUUAAUUUCAAACAGGAUAACAGCUUCAAACAUAGUAGUUUAUAAGUGACCUAGUUUAAAUUUCUGUUGGAUUAUCAUAUAUCUAGAAAAAAAAACUUGGUUCUUCGCUAAACUAAAAACCUCGUGUCAACUGUAUACACUAUUUUCGAGUGUUUGAAUCGAUGCUUUUUUUAUGCAUAUUUUGAAUCGUGACUUAUUUUCUUCCAGUGACCGUUUUGCUUUGUAUUUUGAAUAAGGCAACGUUUUACAAGUAUGCCGAUAAUAAAUAUAUGCGCUAGAAACUGAACUUAUUCUCGUAAUUCCGAAAAGUUGUGUUUCCUGAUUACAUGUUUUAAGCGGGAAUCAUUUUUAACAAUUUAUUUUUCACCCACAUUGUUUUG
This is a messenger RNA of Anopheles cruzii, 2388 nucleotides long. RefSeq names its product calmodulin. Gene Ontology annotation, molecular function: calcium ion binding. The transcript is spliced from 4 exons. The record is from RefSeq and is a predicted model, not a curated record. NCBI's taxonomy places the organism in Eukaryota, Metazoa, Arthropoda, Insecta, Diptera, Culicidae. Gene Ontology annotation, cellular component: myosin II complex. The coding region runs from base 272 to 721 and encodes 149 amino acids.